Molecule: messenger RNA, 954 nt
Organism: Baudoinia panamericana UAMH 10762
Lineage: Eukaryota; Fungi; Ascomycota; Dothideomycetes; Mycosphaerellales; Teratosphaeriaceae
Exons: 6
Coding region: 1-954 (317 amino acids)
Biological process (GO): iron import into the mitochondrion
Cellular component (GO): mitochondrial membrane
Molecular function (GO): ferrous iron transmembrane transporter activity
Source: RefSeq, a predicted model, not a curated record
AUGGCCGGGCAGGAAAAGCAUCUUGUAGUAGAUCCGCCGGAAGAUUACGAUUAUGAGUCCUUACCACCGAACUUCUCGCUGGCAGCGAAUAUGGCCGCCGGCGCAUUCGCUGGCAUUGCAGAGCACUCAGUCAUGUACCCAAUAGACCUGCUCAAGACUCGAAUGCAGGUCGUCAACCCAACCCCCACAGCCAUAUACAGCGGCAUCGGCAAUGCCAUCGCAACGAUAUCGAGAGUGGAAGGCUAUGCGUCGUUAUGGCGAGGCUUGUCGAGCGUCGUGCUCGGAGCAGGCCCGGCGCACGCAGUCUACUUUGCAACUUACGAAGUGGUGAAGCAAGCCAUGGGCGGCAACGCCUCGGGUCACCACCCUCUAGCAGCAGCAACAAGCGGCGCCUGCGCCACCAUCGCCUCCGACGCCUUCAUGAAUCCCUUCGACGUCAUCAAACAGCGCAUGCAGGUCCACAACUCCCCCUACCGCAGUCUGGUCCACUGCGCCCGCACCGUCUUCCACAACGAAGGGCUGCGCGCCUUCUACGUCUCCUACCCAACCACCCUCACCAUGACCGUCCCCUUCACCGCGCUCCAAUUCACCGCCUACGAGUCCCUCACCAAACUCCUGCAGAAGAACUCAGGACGAAGCGAAGUCGCCGUCUACGAUCCACUCACGCAUUGCACGGCUGGAGGACUGGCGGGUGGGUUCGCGGCGGCUGCUACAACGCCGUUGGAUGUGGUCAAGACAUUGUUGCAGACCAAGGGCGCGAGUAGUGAUGCGGAGAUACGGCAUGCGAGGGGAUUGUUCGACGCGGCAGGCAUUAUUUGGAGACGGGAGGGCGCCAAGGGGUUCUUCAGGGGGAUGAAGGCACGGGUUGUCACGGCGGCACCGAGUACGGCGAUCUGUUGGAGCGCUUAUGAGGUGGCUAAGGCGUAUUUCAUUCGGGUGGAGGCGGAGAGUUGA